GAUUGAUAGAGGUCAACGUUCACUGGUUUGUGAUUGCAACCUCAGUGUUCCUCGAGCAGUCGAUCAUGAUGGAUCUCCCUACUGCUUUUGGUUUAAUAAAUGCAUUAUUCUGUUGUUACAUUACUUCUGCUAGCUCAAUAGAAUAUGGUAAAUUUAAACCAGCUCAAAACCAGGCAGUAGAAGACAUCAAGUAUGACUUUGUGAUCAAAAAGUUUCGAGUACCCCUCGAUCAUUUCAGUUUUUCAAUGAACGCUACAUUUGAGAUGCGAUACCUCGUUAACGACACAUGGCAGAGGGGCAAUGAUCCACCUAUAUUCUUUUACACAGGAAAUGAAGGGGACAUCGAACUCUUUGCUCAAAAUACGGGUUUUAUGUGGGAAAUUGCACCAACCUUUGGCGCAUGUUUAAUCUUUGCUGAGCAUCGCUAUUACGGAAAAUCUAUGCCGUUUGGUAACGAAUCUUAUUCAGAUUCUAGUCAUCUCGGAUAUUUAACAAGCCAACAAGCCUUAGCUGAUUACGCUGACUUGAUAAGUUUUCUAAAAUCUGCUUCGAACAUGAAACAUAGCCCUGUCAUUGUAUUUGGAGGCUCUUACGGUGGAAUGCUUAGCGCAUGGAUGCGGAUGAAGUAUCCACACCUUGUCAAAGGAGCAAUCGCAGCUUCGGCUCCGAUCCUGCAAUUCACUGGUAUCACCGAAUGCGGCGCAUUUGCGAGAGUCGUCACAUCAGAUUUUCGCAUUGCCCAUCCAGAAUGUCCGAAAACAAUUCUCAAAUCGUGGACAGCAAUCGAAAACGUCACCUCAACUGAAAAUGGGAGGAAAUGGUUUUCAGAAAAUUGGAAAUUGUGCCAGCCGUUGAAAAAUUCAUCAGACAUCAAAGUGCUGAAGGACUUUCUGACCGAUAUUUACGGAAAUUUAGCAAUGGUAAACUAUCCAUACGCGUCAAACUUCUUAGCGCCAUUACCUGCGUAUCCAAUAUCUAAAGUCUGCAGCUACUUGACGAACUCGAAUCAGAACGACAUGGCGCUUCUUCUUGAUCUCAACAAAGCGAUUAGUGUGUUUACAAAUGGCACAGGAAACAGCAAGUGCUUAUCUGUGAGCGAAAACUCUUCUCCAAAUCUGGAUAGCAAAGGGUGGUCGUAUCAAUCUUGCACAGAGAUGGUCAUGCCCAUGUGUACCAAUGGCGUGGAUGACAUGUUCGAAAAAAUUCCUUGGGAUUUUAAGAAAUUUAGCGACGACUGCUAUCAGAAUUUCAAGUCAAGACCCCAGCCUUAUCUAGCCUGCGAGGAAUAUGGAUGUCAGGAUCUAUCUGCAGCUAGUAACAUCGUGUUUAGUAAUGGAUUGUUGGACCCUUGGUCAACUGGUGGAGUUUUAUCAAACGUUUCGUCAUCGACAGUGGCAAUUCUCAUACCAGAAGGCGCUCACCAUCUAGAUCUCAGGGCAAGUAAUCCCCAUGAUCCAUCUAGCGUGAUUCAGACGCGACAAAUUCACUGCAAUUUUAUUAAAAAGUGGAUUCAUGAGCAUUGGGUACCUGUUGAUGAUAAAAAUACAGUACAAUAUGAAAUUAUAAGUGUUUGAUAAAAGACAUAAUUUUGUUUCUUAUAUUAAUACGGGGAAAGUUUUCAUACUGAAUUUGAAAUAUUAAUAGAAAUAGGAUCUUUUAUAAUAUUUACUCUUUGUUUAUUCAAAUUACGGAUAUAAAUGGUUUUACAUAAGUGGAUAAAUAACACGUUGCUCGUGAGUUUACUUUAAUUAAAUUUGAGAAAAGAGAUUAAAAGUCAUCGACAUAGAUUUGUUGCAAUAAUGUAAAAACAUAUUGCUGGUGAUUCGUCGGAUUUAUUACUAUUAAAAAGCUGCAGUAUACGUAUAUUAAUUACUAAUCAGAUCGUCAAUCU
This is a messenger RNA of Neodiprion virginianus, 1891 nucleotides long. Its product is annotated as lysosomal Pro-X carboxypeptidase. Lineage: Eukaryota; Metazoa; Arthropoda; Insecta; Hymenoptera; Diprionidae. Gene Ontology annotation, biological process: proteolysis. Gene Ontology annotation, molecular function: serine-type exopeptidase activity; dipeptidyl-peptidase activity. The transcript is spliced from 7 exons. The coding region runs from base 66 to 1574 and encodes 502 amino acids. The record is from RefSeq and is a predicted model, not a curated record.